This is a messenger RNA of Cuscuta campestris, 3036 nucleotides long. The record is from the annotation of a GenBank genome assembly. NCBI's taxonomy places the organism in Eukaryota, Viridiplantae, Streptophyta, Magnoliopsida, Solanales, Convolvulaceae.
AUGCCGUUUGAUUCCCGCUUUAACUCACUUCUCAUUUUAGGAGCUGGUAUUGUUCUCAACUCACCCCUAAUUUCCUCUGUGAAUUCUUCAAUUUCUCGCGAAGAUUUCCUGCAUCAUGGCUCAAUCUGCUGAAAUCGCUCACCUGGAACUCGAUCCUUCCAAGAUCAAGAGCUCCGAACUUGCUCUCAUGCGCGAUCUCCUAGGAGCGCCCUUCAAAAUCCACCAUCCAGACGCCGUUGGUGGGAUUUCGUUGACCCACAAUCCAGCGCCAGAACGUUUCCUGAUGAUGCAUUACGACUUGGUUUUUCAUGGCUUCAAGCUUCCUCUUCAUUCCUUUAUCCGUGAAGUAUGCAGGAAUUGGGAUAUUCUCCCUAAACAGUUUACGACCAAUUCGCACAAGUAUUUGGUGUCUUACAUUCAGCGCUGCUGCGAGAAGCUUAGGACCCCUUCUAUUGGAUUGGGGUUGUGUUCUGUUUUCCGGCGAUUCGACGGCGGCUCGCUGGCGGUGGCUACGGCUGGCGUACGGGCAGUUUCCGGCGGGUCCGAUUUGGACCCAAUUGUUGGGGCUGACCAGGUCGUGGGACCGACUGUCCGGGGUUUUGGGCCGGUGGGUCCAGCUGUUAGGCCGGCUGCAUUGGGCCGUUGGGCCGGCAGCGUUGGGCCGGUUGAGUGGGGCUGCCUGAACGGGCAGCGGGUUGGGGCUGCCGGAAUGGAUCCGAACGUGAACCUCAACUACAACCACUCCGAGGGAGAUAGCGUGUCUCCCCAGCAACUUAAUGCGAACCAGAACCAGAAUGCCCCUCAUCAGGAAGCCCCGCACGGUGGAUUUGCUGGGAUCCCGCAGAUGGAUCCUGCUCUCCUGAUGCAGCUCAUGCAACAAAUGCUGAUCAUGAAUCAGAACGCAUUGGCUAGGCAGCUUGAGCCAAGGAUUACUUUGGAGAGAUUGAGGAAGGAUGGUGCUGAAGAGUUCCUCGGGGAGAACAUCGCUGAUCCGUUGGUAGCGUUCCGGUGGCUGGAGCGCGUACGCCGCGUGUUCGAGAACUUAAAGGUCCCCGUGGGUGAGUGGGCUGAUCUCGCUGUGAUGUUGCUGCAGAACAACGCGUAUGAGUGGUGGAAACGCACCUCACGGAAUGCCGACCACCCUCCCCAGUUGACGUGGGAGUAUUUCGAUCACGUGUUCAGGGAGAAGUACAUUCCGGAGUCUUUUGUUGAGGAAAAACGAGAGGAAUUUGUGCACCUGGAGAUGGUGACCAUGAGCCUUCCGGAAUACCGGCAGCUCUUUGAUCACGAGGCAGAGUUUGCUCAAGAUCUCGUGAAUACUCCAAAGAGACGAUGCGAUAGAUUUGUUAAGGGCAUGCGCAUGAACCUCCAGGAGGGUAUGUCUACGGCAUCUAGGCAAGACUUUGGCGUCAUGUAUGAGCAGGCUAAGGAGGUGGUCAGGACCCGUGAGGGAGCAAAGCUGGUAGUGAAGCAAAAGGCAAACAAGAUGCCGGUUCAGGUAGCCAGUGCUGGUAAGGCCUAUUCGGGGAAGAGACCUCUGAGUGGGUCUGGUAUUCAGUCGUCCAAGAAAGCCAAGUCAGUACCAGCUCACUCAGUGGCAUCCAGCAGCAAGACAAGGUCGUCAAAGCAUCCGAUGUGUGAAUCCUGUGGGAGGAACCAUCCAGGGGAGUGUUGGAGGAGUUUAGGGUUGUGCAUGGGAUGCGGACAGUCUGGGCAUUACAGGAGGGAUUGUCCUACUAAUCCUGGUCUUCCGUUCCCCACGGCUGCAGCAUCCACUCAGACGACGGCUCCCCGACCUGCCCAGAUCGCGAGAGGUCAGUUGGAGAGUCCGAUGCUAGUGUCCAAUCCCCUUGGGCACAGUAUGAGCCUACAUCACGUCUACCGACAAUGCCCUUUGACCACGCGUGGGAAGAUCUUUCUCGCAGAUCUUAUUGAACUUCCAUACAAGGAAUUUGACAUUAUCCUUGGAAUGGAUUGGCUUACCGAGCACCAGGCAGUCGUAGAUUGCAGUUCAAGGACCGUACGGUUGAGAGCACCGGAUGGAGACACAAUCAUGAUCGAUGGGGAGUUAUUUCCUAGGCGCCUGAGUUUAUCUCUUAUAUGCAAGCCAAGAGAUUGGUCCGAAAGAAGUGAGGACGACGAGUUCUGUCGCAUGACACGGGACCUUGUCUCUAGUGGGAAGAGACCAGAUUUUACUGUUGGUGCUGAUGGAAUCUUGUUUUUCCGCAACCGUCUUGUGGUACCAUGCGGGGCCGUGAGGGAGCGGCUAUUACAUCCGACUCAUCGGUUACCUGAAGGCGCGGUGACUCUGGACGAGAACUUGACCUAUGAGGAGGAGCCGGAGCAGAUUUUAGCACGAGAAGUGAAAGAGUUGAGGAAUAAGCGGGUGCCUCUAGUCAAAGUCUUGUGGCGUAACCAUGCUGUCGAAGAGGCUACGUGGAAGACCGAGGAGUCCAUGAGAGUUCAGGCUCGCUGUUCUGAACCCGACCGUACGAACGAAUUGAGAAUCGGACUUGCUGGGCCUAAGAUACGAAUGCCGAAUAAGAUUGGAUUGGGGUUGUGUUCUGUUUUCCGGCGAUUCGACGGCGGCUCGCUGGCGGUGGCUACGGCCGGCGUACGGGCAGUUUCCGGCGGGUCCGAUUUGGACCCAAUUGUUGGGGCUGACCAGGUCGUGGGACCGACUGUCCAGGGUGUUGGGCCGUUGGGUCCGUCUGUUAGGCCGGCUACAUUGGGCCGUUGGGCCGGCAGCGUUGGGCCGGUUGAGUGGGGCUGCCUGAACGGGCAGCGGGUUGGGGCUGCCGGGUCAGUCCGGCAGCUUGUCGGCUGAUCCGGUGGUGAAUGAUACUGCUCCGGCGGGGGCAGCGGGCCCGAGGAUCGAUUCCUUGGUCUCGACUCCGCGCAGGUAAGUUGGGUUAAUUGCAAUUCGGGUUGUUUGAUUAUGCAUGACGGUAAUUGCGGGUCUUUGGCCCGGAUAGGCCGCUACGUGACUUGUUGUGAGUUGUGAACUGAGAUUUAAAUUAAAUUGAUCUUGUUGGU